This is a messenger RNA of Menidia menidia (Atlantic silverside), 5438 nucleotides long. NCBI's taxonomy places the organism in Eukaryota, Metazoa, Chordata, Actinopteri, Atheriniformes, Atherinopsidae. The record is from the annotation of a GenBank genome assembly.
AUGCAUCUGACACCUCCUUCCUCCCCUCAGGCAGAGUAUAAAUCCCACCGCUGAAAACCAAGAAGCCCGGCUAAUGUUGCAUCAGCUGAGCCUCUGGCUGUAACCCCACUAGGUGGUUUUUACUUCAACAUCAUGUUGCACCUCAUCCUGGUCCUCCAUCUCCUGGUCCUCUCACACUCUCCCGCAGGUGCAUCGGUCCACUUGCAGUUGCGUGAUUUUUAUGAAGAUGAAGCCACAGGUUUCGGACCAGUGUUUGAGGAGCAGCCGGUGGAUACCAUCUACCCCGAGGAGUCACCCGAGGCCAAAAUUACCAUGAAUUGCCGGGCGAGGGCCAAUCCACCUGCCACAUACAAAUGGAAGCUGAACAACACAGAAAUAGAUUUGACUGAAAACGACGGCCACUACAGCCUAUCAGGAGGCAAUCUGGUCAUCAGCAACCCCAGUAGAACCAAACAUGUGGGAACAUACUCUUGCUUGGCUACCAACACGUACGGCACGGUCAUCAGCCAAGAGGCCUUUGUCCAGUUUGGAUAUCUUGAUCUUUUCUCAUCGGAGGAGAGACUGACAGUGAAAGUCAAAGAGGGGCAGGGGGCAGUUCUGCUUUGUGCUCCCCCACCACAUUAUCCAGCCAAGCUGUCGUUUAGAUGGAUCCUCAAUGAAUUCCCCACCUUCAUCCCGCUGGACAAGCGACGAUUUGUCUCCCAGAUAACGGGCAACCUAUAUAUCUCUAAGGUGGAGUCGUCAGACCGAGGCAACUACUCCUGCAUUGCAUCAAGCCCGUCCAUUUCCAAGAGUGUUUUUUCCAACUACAUCCCACUCGAGCCUCAGGCUGAGCGUCCCACUAGGAAAUACCUGGCUGAUCUGAGAGUCAAGUUCCCAGACACGACUGCUUUGGUGGGGCAGAACGUCACCCUGGAGUGCUUCGCGUUGGGAAAUCCAGUCCCUGAGAUCCGGUGGAAACGGGUAGAUGGAAAGAUGCCCCACAAUCAUGAGGUGCGGAUGGCGGGUGCUCAGCUGCAUCUGUACAAUGUUCAGUUUGAAGACAGUGGCACCUAUGAGUGUCAGGCAACAAACGUGAGAGGAAAAGACUACCACACUGCACGCGUGUCCGUGGAGGCUUAUCCUGAGUGGGUGGAGCGCAUCAUCAGCGUAGAGAAAGACCUCUAUAGUGACUACAAUAUGUCCUGCAUAGCCAGUGGGAAACCUAAACCACAAAUCCACUGGCUGAAAAAUGGAAAACCGAUUGACAGAAAAGAGGUACGAUUCAGAAGGCUGACAUUUGAUGAUUCAGGGAUGUACCAGUGCAUAGCGGAAAAUCACCACGGAGUUAUUUAUGCCAAUGCAGAGCUGCGAGUGUUUGCCUGCGCUCCCACAUUCAAACACAACCCGGUGAAGCAAAUAUUGGCGGCUAAAAAUGGCCGCAUUGUGAUUGAUUGCCGACCCAAAGCUGCCCCGAAGCCAACCUUCCAUUGGAGCAAAGACACUGAGCUGCUCUCUAACUCUAGCAGGGUGUUUAUCUGGGACGAUGGAAGUUUAGAGAUCCUCAAUGUGACACGAGCUGAUGAGGGCAGGUACACCUGCUUUGCAGAGAACGACCGGGGCAAGGCCAAUAGUACAGGCUCUCUGACGGUCACAGAAUCCACAAAGAUCACCUUGGCACCAUCCAAUGCUGAUGUCCGAGCCGGGGAGGAUGCCUACAUGCAGUGCGCGGCGUCACAUGACCCUUUGCUGGACAUCACCUUUAUCUGGUCCCUGGAUGGACGAGUCAUUGACCUACACAAAGAUAGCCGGCAUUAUGAACGCAGCCCAAAUGGAAGCUCACAGGGUGAGCUGCUGAUUAGGAAUGCUCAGCUGAAACACGGAGGACGCUACACCUGCACCGCACAGACAACAGUUGACAACGUCACUGCCUCUGCCCACCUGGUUGUCAGGGGUCCCCCCGGGGCCCCAGGUGGGAUGCGAAUAACAAACAAAACCGACAAGAGUAUGACUUUACAGUGGAGCCGCGGAGCUGACAACCACAGCCCCAUCUCCAAAUAUACCAUCCAGUACAGGGAUGAGUUCUCGAAAGAAGCCUGGAAGAAUGCCACCACAUCUCCCGCUGAUGUUGAGGGGAAUGCGGAAACAGCCACAGUGGUGAAUUUAUUCCCUUGGACAGAAUACGAGUUCAGGGUCAUUGCCACCAACACUCUUGGGACUGGAGCCCCAAGCCACCCAUCACCUAAAAACAGAACCCUCGAAGCAGUUCCUGUGGUGGCGCCCUCAGAUGUCGGAGGGGGUGGAGGGGCCAGCAGAGAACUGACCAUCUCGUGGACGCCAGUACAGCCACAAUAUUACUAUGGACCUAAUUUUGGCUACAUCAUCGCCUUUAAACCCCCGAAAGAAAAUGAGUGGAAACGGGUGGCAGUAGCUGAACCUAAGGCCAACCGCUAUAUCCACAAAGACCCCAACAUGCCUCCUGUGACCGAGUUUGAAGUCAAAGUUAAAGCAUUCAACAGCCAAGGAGAGGGUCCCUACAGCAGAAGUGCCACCAUUUAUUCUUCAGAAGACACUCCAUCUGAAGCUCCCAUGAAUCUUGAUGGCAGAGCAGUGUCUGCCACAAUGGCCACCAUCUCCUGGUCGCACCUCUCACAGAGAAAUGUAGAUGGAUACCAGGUUAAGUUUUGGAGAAAUCACGAAGAUGGUGAAGGGGGAGCCAAAACGAUAUCAGUAUCCAGUCGGGACAACCACACCAGGCUUGAUGGUUUGGAGCCCAGUUCAAACUACAUUAUCGAGGUCCGAGGCUACAAUUCUGCAGGAUACGGGCCACCCAGCAAGCAACUUAAGAUCCAAACCAAGAAGCCUCCUCCAGAUCGACCCCCGAAAAUAAUGGGUAUAAAGCUAAAGGGCCAAUUGGUCAAUGUUGCCUGGGAACCCGUGGAACCACUGGGUAAUGAGUCAUCAAUAGAUGAAUACCGAGUGCUGUACAAACGGAAGGACAACUCCACAAGUGUUCUGUACAAAACCAGUAGGCGCUUUAUAGACCUUCCACUGCACUCAGAUGGGGAAUAUGUGGUGGAGGUUCGAGCACACACAGAAGGAGGAGAAGGGACGGUGGCAAAGAUUGACAUCACUGGUGGGGGCAUCAUGGCCUCUUCGUCUCUCAGCAUACUCUCCUUGCUCCUGGUCGUACUCUUCCUCCUGAACCUUUGAAUGUAGCGCCUUGUUGGUCUUCAUUUCCCAUGAAGGAGACUCCAGUGGUCGCUUAAGGUUCACGCCUAAAAGGAUUUCAGGACUCUUUCCACAAUGUUUUGGUUCCACCCUGUAAUCUGGGAUCUCACUUUCCAGCUCUUUCCCUCUGGAAUACAUUUGUGGAAAUACAUUUAGAAAAUGGAAAAAAGUUGAAAAAAGGACAAAGACAUUCCUUAUUUAUCCACAAAAGCCUCUUUGGAGGAGUGUCAAAGGAGUUCUGUCAACUUAAAAUGCCUUAUAUAAACGAUUGCUCUUAUCUUUCAUGGUGACUUGUUUUAAAAUGGGUGGAAGUGUAAAUCCUAUGGUUUGCAUUGAUCGCCUCUUUGAGUCUUUGUACAUCUAAAAGCACACAUUUCUGAUAUAAAGAUGAUGCAAUUUCAGAAAUCUUGGCUUGAUUUGAUCUGUGGUAAUUUGGCACAGAAACCCUUCAGUGCAUUCCAAACAAAGAGCUGAACAAGUCGCUGUGAAGGGCAAGAGUAGGAGUUUAUGGAAAAUAAUUUCAUGCAUUCUGUAACAAGCAGUUUAGUGCUUGUUUAGAAUUGUUUUUCAUUAAGUCAAACAACUCUCAUUUCAGAGAUACAGUCAAAGCAAAUCUCAACCUCUUCCGCACCUAAUUUUUAACAGCCAUAGAGAAGAAAAGCAAUGUAUGUCAUGCUGAAAUGAUAUAUUCAAUAACUGAUAUUAUUUAAAUAUCUAAUAUAUUCUUAAUGAUACAUGAAGACAAGAAGAAUCGUUUAACCAACAAUCAGUGCUUUUUCUCCAAACCAUAACGUAAGCUCUAUUAACACCACUUCCAAACUGUGUGCAUGUUGACGUUGUUACAUGGAAGUCAAGUGUUUAAUGUUUGGCCGUUUGGCAAGUGCAUAUUUGGGUCCAACCUGAUUUCCAACUAAAGCAUAUAGGAACAACAAAAUAUUGUCGAACAUGCAGCUGUCAGCAGUUAUACUGAGUGCUUGUAACAUCUGGUUAUAUUUGUGCAAUGAUCACAGCUUUGCAACAGCAUUUUGGCAGAAAUUGAGAGCGAAAACUGGAAAAAACAAAAGCUAACUGAAGUCCACAUUGUUUUGACUGUAUCGUUAGGACCUCAGUGGUACCAGCGGGUGCUCUGUAAAGAAUGUUAGCAUUUCAUUUAAUGUUAAGAAUUUUAUUUGAUAUUUCCUUGUCGAUGGCUUUGUGUUAGAGUCUCUAUCAAAUGUAACAAUGAACGAUAGCGGCGCUCAUGCCCUCAAAUAACUGUGCAAUGUCUGACUCAUCUGUGGUUACUUCAUGUUUUCUAAUAAGACAACUUGCUGAGCUCCUGCAACAGGAUUCUUGUAUAUUCCAUUUUUUCUUGAUCAAAUAUGAGCAAAAGGUAAGCAAAGCCAUCCAUAUCAGCUGUAAGAGCUCAUCCAAAGCUCGCAAUGUUGUUUCAAAUGCAUUAUUUUUUGUCUUUUUAAAAACAUAUGAUCAGAGUUAUAUGGACAUCAUCAACUGUUGGAAUAUAUUUAGUUUUUGAUUCCUAUAUUUGUAUGUCUUGACCUGUUGGACAGUUUAAAAGUUUAUUUCCCUCUAAUGGAGGAACAAAUGCUGCGUUUUGAGUUCCUCAGUCAUUUGUUUUAUGACCCACGCCGGUCAUGUUUCUGCAUUGUGACAGUAUCAAUAUCCACCACAAAGUGCUUUUUCCCGGUUUAUCUUCAUGCCACUUCAAAAGAGUUGCCAAAUGCAUGAACGCCUUGAACUUUGACAAUUUGGACAGAGCAGUGGCCCGACAUAAUAGCAUGCAUGAGGUUGGAGGCAAAGUACACGUCUUUGUGACGGUCCGACACCAUAGCAACAUCUCAAGCUCUCAUAAAACACAUUCCAUUCCCGAGUGGCAUCCCUUUAUGUCAGAGGCGGUGUAGAUCAUAGGCUAGUGUGUGCUGUAGCUGCUGAGUCAGACAUCUCAUGUGAGGAAAGCUUAUAGAUGAAAAAACAUCCUCCACUGACUAAAGGAAUGUCACUCAUUCAAGUUAAAAAUGGUCAUGCAAAUUUGUGUCCAUGUGAUGCUGGGGAUCCGGUGGCAUCAGUGGUGUUAGUGGCAGCAGUUGUGGCUGUUUACUGGAUAUGAAUGGCAUAUGUGAGGGAAGAAACUGAAACCUCUCAUUGAACAAGGAACAAUAAAAGUGUAGUUAACUAUUAUUUUGCUCUGCUUGUCUUUUUGGCUUUUUUUUGUUUUGUUGUUGCAGUAA